This is a messenger RNA of Varroa destructor (honeybee mite), 1318 nucleotides long. RefSeq names its product reactive intermediate imine deaminase A homolog UK114 (gene UK114). Gene Ontology annotation, cellular component: cytosol. Gene Ontology annotation, molecular function: deaminase activity. Lineage: Eukaryota; Metazoa; Arthropoda; Arachnida; Mesostigmata; Varroidae. The record is from RefSeq and is a predicted model, not a curated record.
CACCAGCAGUUACCAGCUAACGAGAGCGGACUUAAGAUAUAGCGCCGUAGUCUAUACAUUUGUAUUGUGAGGAAGCUGAAUCAAAAUGGAAUUUAUAUUUUUCCACUGCUAAGAAUAAAUACGAGUUCCAAAGCAAUUUGCAGCUAGUUGCCCAUUGAAUGAUUUUGAACGUAGAAAGUUCUGUAAUAAUGACGCUAUAUUUACGACCUCAUAAGGCUAUUCAGUAAUACGCUCUAGUUCACUGUUAUUGUGGGUAAAAGUUUCGGCUCAUUGGCCGUUAUCCGGGGGGCACUUUUUCAUAAUUCCCGACUUUUGGAUACUUGUUGACUCCACAGCUAGAAAAGCCGUCACCGUAUGCAUGCACCCGGCCUUUCGACUGGAUGGUACACGGCUAUGGCUAGAAAUCAUGUAAAACAGAAUACCAGUUAGAAGUAUCAAUCGACCACCGCACAGAAACCGAGUUUACCAGCGCGAGCUGAGUCCGAACGUUACUUAAAAUUAGCAGACGAUGAUGUUACGCUCAUAAUAAACAGCGAAAACACCACUGUGUAACGGAUGGAUUGAACAGUGCCGGCAACGCUUGAGAAGAUAAAACGAGCGAUUGAGCCAUGCGUUGUCCGCGAUAUCAACUUAUCUGGCAUACCGGCCAACAAUAAGAAGGCUCAACAGAUUCACGAACGGUACUUUUUCUGGCUACUUAAAGUGCGUGUUGUCUGUUCAAACAUUGUGAGAUUUAAACGUGUGAAGACGACAUCAGCUCCAUUAGUAAGUGUCAAGGGUACCUGAAGGCCGGAGUACCUCAUCAGUCAGCAUGUCGCUCACGAGAAAGGUGUUCAAUACGGACAAAGCCCCCGAGCCGAUUGGCCCAUAUAGUCAUGCCAUUAAGUCGGGUAAUAUGGUUUAUACGUCUGGGCAAGUGGGAUCCCACCCUGAUACACGGGCGCUUGUCGAUGGAGGCAUCACGCCGGAAACCCGCCAGGCGUUGAAAAACCUCAAAAGAAUUCUGGAGCACGCCGGGUCUAGCAUGGCUGAAGUUGUCAAGUGUACAAUAUUCAUUGCCGACAUGAAGGAGUUCGUUGACAUGAACCGCGUUUACGCCGAAUUUACUGUCUAUUUCAGUUUUUCCAUCGGACCCUCCGGCCCGUUCCUGUGUUCAGGUUGCUCGUUUACCCAUGGAUGCCCGGGUAGAAAUUGAGGCCAUUGCGAUAGCGAGAGACGAUGUGAGGCUUUGACGCGCUUGAUGUACAAAAUAGAAAUGGUCAUAUUUUUGCCAAUACUACAGUAGCAAAUAAUUACGAAGCUUUUUGCUCAACGCAUA